Messenger RNA from Exophiala bonariae, 600 nucleotides. RefSeq lists its product as uncharacterized. The transcript has a single exon. Bases 1 to 600 code for a protein of 199 amino acids. Lineage: Eukaryota; Fungi; Ascomycota; Eurotiomycetes; Chaetothyriales; Herpotrichiellaceae. The record is from RefSeq and is a predicted model, not a curated record.
AUGACUGAAGCAGAUAUCAAUGCGACCGAGGCUGCGCGAAGUGCGACUGUCCGUCGCAAACCCGUUCCCGUGCCUCAGUCAGCACGAAUCUAUCCGAAAAAGCCGACACUGAUGGAAAGAUGGAAGGGUCUAUCGAAAAGAACCCGCAUUAUCAUUAUCUCCGCAGUCCUCGCGCUCCUUAUCCUCAUCAUCGGUCUUGCAGCCGGACUUUCUACUCGCCGCAAGACUCAGAAUCUCCCUCUACCUUCCGGACGAGGCGGACCAUAUACCGGAGACCUUACAUACUAUGACCCGGGUUUGGGCGCAUGCGGCGUCACGUCGAAGGAUGGCGACAAGAUUGUGGCCGUGUCACAUCUUGUGUUCGACGCGGUGAGCGUGGGAACCAAUCCUAAUGCAAAUCCUCUAUGUGGGAAAAAGAUCAGAGCCAGAAGGGACAAUAAGAGCGUGGACUUGACUGUGGUCGACAGAUGCACAGGCUGUCAACCAACCGACAUCGACAUUACUAUGGAAGUCUUUGCAACGCUGGCAGAUAUUGAUCAAGGAAGAGUGCUGGUGGAAUGGAAUUGGCUUGAGGAUGUCCCUGAAAAUGCACAGGGUUGA